AUGGGCUUGCUCGCGGUUGUUCUCGACAGCCUCUGCGAGCGCUGCUCGAACACGUCAGUGCUAGUAGUCUUGGGAUUCGGGCUGUUAUCCCUGCUGGCCGUCUCUGUCAUUUUCAAUAUCCUAAGACAGUUGUUCUUCAAGAAUCCCAAUGAGCCUCCUCUGGUGUUUCACUGGUUUCCAUUCAUAGGUAGCACUAUUAGCUAUGGCAUGGACCCCUAUAAAUUCUUCUUCGAUUGUCGCGCAAAGUACGGCGAUAUUUUCACAUUCAUUCUCCUCGGCAAGAAGACAACAGUUUAUCUGGGAACCAGGGGCAACGAUUUCAUUUUAAACGGAAAGCUACGUGAUGUCUGUGCUGAAGAAGUCUAUUCCCCGCUUACAACUCCUGUCUUUGGGCGUAAUGUGGUGUACGAUUGUCCCAAUGCCAAACUUAUGGAGCAGAAGAAGUUUGUCAAAUUUGGUCUCACAUCAGAUGCCCUACGUUCAUACGUUCGUUUGAUCACUGGCGAGGUAGAAAAUUUUGUCGAGCAUUCUGCGGCUUUUAAAGGGUCAAGUGGCGUUUUCGACGUCUGUAAAACCAUCGCAGAAAUCACCAUCUACACCGCGUCACGUUCGCUUCAAGGAAAGGAAGUUCGGAGCCGAUUCGAUUCUACUUUCGCCGAAUUAUAUCAUGAUCUUGACAUGGGGUUUGCUCCUAUCAACUUCAUGCUCCCCUGGGCACCACUUCCCCACAACCGGAAACGUGAUGCUGCACAGAAAAAGAUGACCGAAACUUAUAUGGAGAUUAUCAAGGAACGCCGUAAUGGUGGAAACAAGAAGGAUUCCGAGGAUAUGGUCUGGAAUCUCAUGUCAUGCAUAUACAAAGAUGGCACUCCGGUUCCAGACGAGGAAAUCGCACACAUGAUGAUCGCCUUACUGAUGGCUGGCCAGCAUUCUUCUUCGUCGACAGCUUCAUGGAUAGUUUUGCACCUUGCAAGAAACCCGCAAAUCAUGGAAGAGUUAUAUGCUGAGCAGAUCCGUGUGCUUGGGUCAGAUCUUCCACCUCUUACUUAUGAUAACUUGCAGAAACUUGACUUGCACGCUAAAGUGAUCAAAGAGACACUACGAAUCCACGCGCCAAUCCAUUCAAUCAUCCGCGCAGUCAAAAACCCUAUGCCUGUGGAUGGCACGCCAUAUGUUAUUCCCAACAGUCACAAUGUCCUUUCGUCACCUGGUGUUACCGCAAGAUCCGAGGAGUAUUUCCCCAACCCUCUCAAAUGGGAUCCUCACCGUUGGGAUGAGACUAUUGCGGCUAGUGCGGAAGAAGAAGACCAAAUUGAUUAUGGAUAUGGACUUGUCAGCAAAGGAACUAAUAGCCCCUACCUUCCGUUCGGUGCGGGACGUCACAGAUGCAUCGGUGAACAAUUCGCCUACGUGCAACUUGGUGCGAUUACUGCGGCUUUGGUGAGGCUAUUCAAGUUCCGCAACCUGCCAAACGUCAAGGAUAUCCCGGAAACAGACUACUCGGUAAGCUACACCCUUUUCAGACCGAUCAUGCGUCGACUUUUAUGGCUACGAUUGACAAAGCUGACCAAUUCUAGUCUCUCUUCUCCAAGCCCGCUGGGAAGUCCAUCAUUCAAUUUGAGAAGCGCGCUACCACCAUUAAAUCAUGACAACCUGCCUGUUACUGUAUAG
Molecule: messenger RNA, 1671 nt
Organism: Aspergillus niger
Lineage: Eukaryota; Fungi; Ascomycota; Eurotiomycetes; Eurotiales; Aspergillaceae
Exons: 3
Coding region: 1-1671 (556 amino acids)
Biological process (GO): ergosterol biosynthetic process
Molecular function (GO): heme binding; iron ion binding; oxidoreductase activity, acting on paired donors, with incorporation or reduction of molecular oxygen
Source: RefSeq, a predicted model, not a curated record